Molecule: messenger RNA, 1088 nt
Organism: Triticum aestivum (bread wheat)
Lineage: Eukaryota; Viridiplantae; Streptophyta; Magnoliopsida; Poales; Poaceae
Exons: 5
Coding region: 127-693 (188 amino acids)
Source: RefSeq, a predicted model, not a curated record
CCUUCCACGAAAAUAGGAGUACUCCGGCUGCAGACGCAAACCCAAACCAAGCGAAAAAUAUCCACUGAAUCUCUCUCGCUGCUCGCGGCCGCGGCGACCGGACUAAGGAAGGAAUCGAAGGCGACGAUGGCGUGCCGAGCCCUCGCGCUCCGCUCCUUGCUGCUCCCCGACCCCCUCCACCACUUGAGUCUCCGCGCCGCCGCGUCGGCCCAGGCGGCGCCGUUUCCUUGUCGCCGCCGCCGCCGCAACAUCCGCUGCUGCUCCAGCUCCAGUGGGGGCGGGCCCGGGGAGCAGGGACAGCCGCCGCAGGAGGCCGUGCUCGAGGCCAUAUCAAAGGUGGCAAAGUCUAAAGGAAGGGUUGCACUCACAACAAAUAUGGUCAUAGGUGGCACUGUUACAGAUGAUUCAAGUGAUGAAUGGCUUGUUCUGGAUCAGAAGGUGAAUACAUAUCCCACAGACAGAGGAUUUACAGCAAUUGGUACUGGAGGUGAAGAUUUUGUCCAUUCUAUGGUUGAUGCUGUUGAAUCGGUUCUUCAAGAAUCGAUUCCAAAGGGCCAAGUAAGUCAGAAAAUAUCUUCCAGGGGAAAAUAUGUUUCUGUAAAAAUUGGGCCAAUACGUGUGGCUUCAAGUGAGCAGGUCCAGGCUGUAUACCGUGCCAUGAGAAGAGAUAACAGGAUGAAAUACUUCUUAUGAACUGCAAUUACUCAUUCCUGUUUAGUUCCUUCCAUCUUGUAACACCGGCGUCCUGUUAUAUGUUUUGCUGUACUUGUAAGUGCUGUCUCAAAUGGAAAUAUUGUGUUUGGUUUUCCGGUUCAUCGGCUCCAUGCGACAUAAAGAUCCCCCCUGCAGGCUGGAGCUUUUGUGAACUGAUGAGGAAGAACAUUGUGUGUUACUUUGGCCCAAAUAGAAAUUGCUCCAUUUUUCAGACAGGCACUACAAUGUAACAGCACGGUUUUCAUUACACUAUAGCGAACAUGUUUACAUAACGUUUAAAGAUGCUUGUAGUUUUGGGAUUUGUGGAAACGUCUAUGAAAUCUGUAUACAUUUCAGUUUAAUGCUCCAAAAUUGCCGAUGCAAGUCUUGAGUCC